Molecule: messenger RNA, 3263 nt
Organism: Dichomitus squalens LYAD-421 SS1
Lineage: Eukaryota; Fungi; Basidiomycota; Agaricomycetes; Polyporales; Polyporaceae
Exons: 12
Coding region: 47-3112 (1021 amino acids)
Cellular component (GO): cytoplasm
Molecular function (GO): saccharopine dehydrogenase activity
Source: RefSeq, a predicted model, not a curated record
CUAGUCCACUGACUUCACUCCGAACGACCACCGCCUACUCUACGCCAUGACCGGCCUCCGACGUUCCCCACACACACUCCGCCUCCGCCGCGCGUACGGUACUAUGGCCGCCGCAUCCGCAAAGAGAGUCAUGAUAGGCAUCCGCAGAGAAGACCCCGCGAGAAUAUGGGAGAGGAGAUGUCCCCUCACCCCCGAUGUCGUCCAUGAGCUUGUACACAAGGACGGCGUCGAAGUCCUCGUGCAACCCUGCGAGAGACGGGUGUUCACCGCCAAUGACUUCAUAAGGGCUGGCGCGAAGCUGCAUCCCACCCUCCAGCCCGCGCAUGUCGUCGUGGGCAUCAAGGAGACACCCUUGCCUGAGGUUUUGACAGACCCUCUGUCCGCGCCUGGUUCACCCCACAAUGAUACAUCCGGUCUUGUGCCCCGCACCCAUGUCAUGUUCUCGCAUACGGUCAAAGGACAACUAUAUAACAUGGAGCUGCUCGGCAAGUACCUCGCAUCCGAGAACCCGCACGCGGUCCAGGGAGGCGCAUUGCUUCCCAGGCUUAUCGACUAUGAGCUACUGACAGGAGAGGACGGGAAGCGGACUGUUGGUUUCGGGUGGUUUGCCGGCGUUGCCGGCGCACUCGAAUCGCUAGUCGCCAUGGCUCACGCCCAUCUCGAGCUUGGGGUAGCGAGCCCGUUCCUGUGGACCCCGAGGCCACACACCCACCCAUCAUUAGCGUCUAUCCGUAAGACACUCCGGGACGUGGUCGGAGCGCAGAUCGCAAGUGACGGGACGCCCAAGAGCUUGGGGCCUUUGGUGAUUGGGGUCACUGGAACUGGGAACGUAGCGCAGGGCUGUCUUGACUUACUGCAGGACCUUCCCAUUCAGCAUAUUGGCGUAGACCAAUUACGCAGCAUCGUGACAGAUCCCAACACGGACCUGCGCAAGAUCUACGUAGUCCACGCGCUUCCCAAGGACUACUUCGGGCGGAAGGACGGUCGCGCGUUCGACCGCUCGGACUACUACGCCCACCCAGACCAAUACGUAUCCGAGUUCCACACGAAGAUCGCUCCGUACCUUUCCCUCCUCCUGCAUGGCGCAGGGUGGGCCCCGACGUACCCCCGCUUGAUGACGAACGAGCAGCUGACGACGACGCUCGAGAUCGCGCAGACGUUGGGUAAGGGCCGGUUCGCGUGCGUAGGGGACAUUAGCUGCGAUGUCAACGGCGGCUUGGAGUUCCUGUCGCAAUAUACGACGCUUUGUUCGCCGACCGUCGUGGCGCGACCCCCGACCCUCCCCGCGCAUCUGCCGUCGGUCACGAUGAUGGCCGUCGAUAUCCUUCCCACCGCGCUACCGCUCGAAGCGUCCCAGCAUUUCUCGGGGAAGUUCCUGCCGUACCUGCGGUCCAUUAUCUCAAGCUAUACGAGCAAAGAGGCCGCGAGCGAGGAAGAGAGGCUCACGAGGGAGGCCCUGGAGAGGGCGACGGUCGCGAGUGGAGGCGAAUUGAGAACGGGCUGGGAGUGGCUGAGAACGCCUCUGGGGGCGUGGAAGGAGAGCGUCGUCUCGGCCCAAUCGGGCGAGGUCUCUGGGAAGGGGAAGGAGAGGGAAGCGGCCUCGGGGUCGCAGCCGAAGAAGACGGUGUUGAUGCUUGGGAGCGGGAUGGUCGCCCCGCCGGCCGUGCAGGAGCUUUGCGGCCGGUCGGACGUGCAGGUGAUCGUCGCGAGCAAUGUUCUGGCGGAUGCCGAGCGGCUGACUCUGCCGUACGCGAACGCGACACCCGUGCUCGUGGACAUGGCGAACCCGGAGGCGGUGGAGAGAUUGGUCGCGGCGGCAGACGUCGUCAUAAGCCUGUUGCCGGUACCGUUCCACCCUUCUGUCGCCGAGCUGUGUAUACGUCAUCGGAAGCACCUCGUUACGGCAUCAUACAUCUCUCCUGCUAUGCGUGCGCUACAUGACCGUGCCGUCUCUGCAGACGUUGUUCUGAUGAACGAGAUUGGACUGGAUCCUGGCAUUGACCAUUGUUCCGCGAUGUCUUUGAUUGAUUCGUUGCGAGAACAAGGCAAGGAGAUCGUGUCUUUCACGUCGUUCUGUGGCGGCUUGCCUGCACCCGAGGAUGCGGACGUUCCGCUUGGGUACAAGUUCAGCUGGAGCCCGAAGGGCGUUCUGACUGCUGCGUCGAACUCGGCGUUGUUUAAGCUCCACGGCGAGCGCUGCGAGAUCGACGGCGAGGACUUGCUACGAACGUACUUCCCGGACGUUCCACUCUCCAAUGUCCUUAAGUUCGAAGGCCUCGCAAAUAGGAAUAGCUUGCCCUACGCAGGUGUGUAUGGCCUGGAACCCCUGGUUGGUAUCCGAACAAUAUUCCGCGGGACAUUGCGCUACCCGGGUUUCGCGGACCUCAUGUAUGCCUUCAAGGCUAUUGGCUUGCUAGACGUUUCGGCCACCGUCAAUCCCCAGGACUGGCAGUCGCUCGUCAGGGCGACGCUAGAGCAGAAACUGGGCAUCCCCAUCUUGGACGAGACUCGCUCGCUAAGGUCGGCGUUGCAAGACGUCAUCCCUCCUAAACAGCAGGACUCUGUCUUGGACGCACUACAUUGGCUGUCGAUCAUUCCUGAGUCCACAUCGGAGCAUGUACCCAGCAAGAACUUCGACCUCUCCCUACCGCCAUUACCUAGCAAACCCACGGCGCCGAUCGACCUCUUUGCCACUCUGCUCGCGCACAAACUGCGGUACGCGCCGAACGAGCGCGACCUCGUGGUCCUCUCGCACGAGAUCGUAGCGCGACCAAAGGGCUCUCGGGUUUCUCUCACCGCGCCGUCAGCGGACGAGGAGGUCCACAUGUCCUCGCUUGUCACGUACGGCACCAGGGAUGCCUCGGCGAUGUCGCGCACGGUGGGCUUGCCUGUCGCGUUCGCGGCGCUCCAGAUUCUUGAUGGAGGCGUGAGCGCGAGGGGCGUGCAAGGCCCGACGAGCAAGGAGGUGUAUGGGAACGUGCUGAGGAGGCUGGAGGAGGUCGGGCUGGGGAUGAGGGAGACUGUGAGGAAAGUGACGGCGCGGACCGCGUUGGGGCUGAGCGUGGAGGAGAGUUUGUGGGCGAGGUGGAGGGCGAUGCAGGAGACGGUGUGAAGCUUGAUUGGAAAUCAUGGGUGUACGUAUAGUAUAGAUACCAUUUGGACGGUCUGAAACAUGCCGUCAUACACGGCUACCACGCAAAGGCAGUACCUCGGGCGUGCUGUAUUAUGUGCGGUUUCCAAUGUCAGCUAUGGUGUAGGUGUUG